AUGGGUUUCCAGGUCUUCAACCCCGUUUCUUUAGAAAGAUCUCGUGAUAAUGACAACCUAAAAAUGUUAGCACAGAGGCCUUAUAUGGUGUCGUGGAAAGCAGAUGGAAUGAGGUAUAUGAUCUAUAUUUGUGAUGAAAAUGAGGUUUAUGCAUUCGAUAGGGACAAUGAGGUAUUUCUGAUACAGGGGCUGUCGUUUCCCCAUCGAAAACACCCUAGGCAUAUAGUGAACACUCUGGUGGAUGCAGAAAUGAUUAUUGAUCAUGUCAAAGACGAGCACGGAAAUACAGUUGAUUUGCCAAGAUUAUUGAUAUAUGAUAUAAUUCAUUUCGAGGAUAUGCAUGUCGGAAAAGAAAACUUUGAUAUCCGGUUCAUGUGCAUUCGACGAGAGCUGAUUGAGCCAAGGAAUGCUGCGAUAAAGGCAGGUCGUAUCCGUAAGGAACGUGAACCGAUGUCUGUACGCGUGAAAGAUUUCUUGGGAGAUGGAAGCCUUGCCAAAGCUUUUCGAGCCAAAGUUUACGAAGAAUGUUGGACAUGA
This is a messenger RNA of Cooperia oncophora, 537 nucleotides long. The record is from the annotation of a GenBank genome assembly. Lineage: Eukaryota; Metazoa; Nematoda; Chromadorea; Rhabditida; Trichostrongylidae.